UAGCCGAAACCUCUUUAAGUGGUAAGAACUUAUCUUUUUCUAUGUCAAAAACCUGUGUGUUGAUUGUAAAGAAUCCAUGUUAUUGUUGAAGGGAGGGAUUUUAAUGGAAGGACCGAGUUCGGAGAGGUAAGGAGUGUCUCCAGUCCACUCUCUAUCUAUCUAUCUAUUCUAUGCGUCGUGAAGCUUAUCCUCAAAAUUCAUAUUAACUUUUUGUGGCUGAAAAUGUUUUUAUUUAUGUGACGACUUUAACUUGUAAUAUUUAUACCCCACAUGAGGCAAGUAGGAGUUGCUAUUUUCAAAGAUAUUUCUACCUCAUCAUUUCAUUUCAGUUGGUCAUUUCUUCUUUUGCUAUUUCACUUUAACCAAUAUUCAUCAAAUCCAUCCAUGUCUUCUACUACCAAUCCAAAGAGAAAGAGCUACGACGUGUACUUGGGUUUCUGUGAUGAAGAUGCGGGUUCUUUUGCUUUGGAACUCUAUACAGCUCUUAGUUCACAAGCUGAAAUCAUUGUUUUCUGGGACGAUUACAGGAUUGGAUUUGGAGAUCAAGAAGUACCAACCUCGGUGCUGAAUGUGAUUGCAGAUUCCAAAGUUGUUGUAGUCAUAUUAUCAAAGAAUUAUACGCAUUCUAGAUGGUGUCUUCAAGAAUUGGAGAAAAUAACCCAGUGUUACCGAACCAAAGAUGGUCCCGUUGUUUUACCUGUGUUCUAUGAUGGUGUCCAUUCCCCCAGUAGAAUAUUGCAGGAAGAUAUGUAUGGAGAGGCUUUUCAUGAUUUUCUGGAUAGAAUUUCAAUGAAGGAGAAAACCUCUUCCGAAGAUGAAGACAAGUUCAUGAGUUGGGUAGCAGAAAUCAGCAAUGAAGCUUCCAAAUAUGCUGCAUUAGCUUUUUUACGAUAUGGACCAAAUCAGAACAGAGGUGAACAUAUAACACAUGUAGUUAAAUGUGCUACUCUUAUUGUAAGCAAGAAAAGAGCCUCGUUCCAUAUAGAGAGCAUACACUCUCGUGCCCAAGAUGUGAUUCAACUAUUGAAACAAUCAAAAUGUCCUCUUUUAGUAGGGAUAUGGGGGAUGACAGGGAUUGGCAAAUCAACCAUCGCCAAUGUCAUUUAUCAUAAAUUUGGUCCCUUUUUUCAGGGGUUUUGCUUACUCAAAACAAUCAGCGGAAUUUGUAAAAAAAAAAUUCACGGUCUAACUUCCUUGCAAGAGAGUCUUGCUGAAUUUUAUAGCAACAAACUUUCAAUCGAGUCAGGAAAAAAUAUUAUAAAAAGAAGCUUUCAGCAUAAAAGAGUACUCAUUGUACUUGACGAUGUUGAUAAGUUGGAUCAGUUAAAAGUUUUGUGUGGAAGUCGAUAUUGGUUUGGUGCUGGGAGCAAAAUAAUCAUCACCACACGAGAUAGGCGUCUGCUUAAGCAGCAUGGAGUUGACCAUAUAUACAGCGUGAAAGAACUGAACGAACGUGAAUCUCUUGCACUUUUGAAUUGGGGUGGAUACAGCCUACCAACAAAUACUCAACAAUAUUUUGGUGAACCUUCUAGGGAAUUAGUUACUAAUUCUUGGGGAUUGCCUCUUGCUCUGGAAGAACUUGGGUUGUUUUUGAAUGGAAGGAAGCACUUCAGUGUAAGAAUGUGUUGAAGAGUCUCGAAAGACUUUCCAUUCCAGCUCCACGACUACAAGAAGCUCUAGAAAAGAGUUUUAGGGAUUUGAGUGAUGAAGAGAAACAAGUAUUCCUUGAUAUAGCAUGUUUCUUUGUUGGGAAGAAGCAAAAUGAUGUACAACAAAUAUUAAAUAAAUCAAAACAGUACGUGGCUCUUCAAAUAAGUCUCCUUGAAGACAAGAGCCUUAUAACCAUUGAUGAGGAUAACAAGAUUCAAAUGCAUGUUAUGCUACAAGCCAUGGCAAGAGGUAUAAUUAAGAGAGAAUCAAGUCAAAAGACCGAUCAGCCAAAGAUGUAUGAUGUGUUUUUGAGUUUUAGAGGGGACGACAGUCGUGUGAAAUUCGUUUCACAUUUGAAUUCCUCUCUUCAAAAUUCCGCGAUUCAUGUUUUCAAAGACGAUGACGAGAUCGAACGAGGAGAUCAGAUCUCAAUAUCACUGUUGCGAGCAAUUGGACGGUCUAGAAUUGCCCUCGUUGUUUUGUCUAAAAAAUAUGCUAAUUCAAGAUGGUGUAUGCUAGAGUUGGAGAAGAUCAUGGAAAUUGGCAGGGCCAGGGGUCUGGUGGUUGUGCCAGUGUUCUAUGAGGUGGAUCCCUCAGAAGUACGUCAUCAGAAAGGUGGUUUUGGAAAAGCCUUUGAAGAUCUUAUAUCAACAAUCUCGGUGGAUGAAUCCACAAAGAGUAAUUGGAGAAGAGACCUCAUUGAUAUUGGUGGCAUAGCAGGGUUUGUACUCAAAGAUUCCAGGAAUGAAAGUGAUGAUAUCAAGAAUGUUGUUGAACAUGUUACUCGUUUGCUAGAUAGGAAAGAGUUAUUUGUUGCUGAACAUCCAGUGGGAAUUGAAUCUCGUGUGCAAGCUGCAACUAAGCUAUUAAACAUCCAAAACGCAGAAGAUGUCUUACUUCUAGGGAUAUGGGGAAUGGGGGGUAUAGGCAAAACAACCAUUGCCAAAGCCAUUUAUAAUGAAAUUGGUAGCAAGUUUGAUGGAAAGAGCUUCCUUCUGAAUAUAAGGGAAUUUUGGGAGACAGGUACUAAUCAAGUUUCACUACAGCAACAAGUACUUUGUGAUGUUUACAAAACAACUUCAUUCAAGAUACGUGACAUUGAAUCAGGGAAAAAUAUAUUGAAGCAAAGACUUUCCCAGAAAAGGGUAUUUUUUGUACUUGAUGAUGUUAAUGAAUUGGACCAACUAAAGGCUUUGUGUGGAAGCCGAGAAUGGUUUGGUUCGGGGAGUAGAAUAAUCAUCACAACAAGGGAUAUGCAUCUUCUUAGAUCAUGCAGAGUUGAUCAAGUGUAUAAAAUAGAAGAAAUGGAUGAAAGUGAAGCUCUUGCUCUUUUCAGUUGGCAUGCAUUCAAGAAACCAAGUCCGAUAGAAGAUUUUGCUACACAUUCAACGGAUGUGAUUGCUUAUUCUGGGAGAUUGCCCCUAGCACUUGAAGUCCUUGGGUCCUAUUUAUCUGACUGUGAAAUAACCGAGUGGCAGAAAGUUUUGGAGAAACUUAGAUGUAUCCCCCAUGAUCAAGUACAAAAGAAGCUAAGAAUAAGUUUUGAUGGUUUAAAAGAUGUUACAGAGCAACAAAUAUUCCUUGAUAUAGCCUGUUUCUUGAUUGGAAUGGAUAAAACUGAUGCAAUAAAAAUAUUAAAUGGGUGUGGGUUUUUUGCUGAUGUUGGAGUUAAAGUCCUGGUAGAGCGAAGCCUUGUUACUGUUGACAAUAGAAACAAACUUAGAAUGCAUGAUUUGUUGAGAGACAUGGGAAGGCAGAUAAUUUAUGAGGAAUCACCAUUGGAUCCUGAGAACCGAAGUAGGUUGUGGCGUCGUGAGGAAGCGCUUGAUAUAUUAUCAAUGCAGAAGGGAACAGAAGCUAUCAAGGGUCUGGCUUUGAAGUUUCAGGGUGAAAAAACAGUUUGUCUGAAUACUAACGCAUUUAAGAAGAUGAAUAAGCUCAGAUUGCUUCAACUUGCUGGUGUGCAACUGAAUGGAGAUUUUAAAUGUCUUUCAAGAGAUCUUAGAUGGCUGUACUGGCAUGGAUUUCCAUUAACUUACGUUCCUGCAGAAUUUCAGCAAGGAAGUCUAGUUGCCAUCGAAUUAAAACAUAGUAAUCUCAAACAAAUAUGGAAGAAGAGCCAGAUGGUAGAGAGUCUAACAAUUCUUAAUCUUAGUCAUUCUCUACAUUUGACUGAAACCCCAAACUUUUCAUAUAUGCCUAAUCUUGAAAAGUUAGUACUCAAAGACUGUCCAAGUUUGUCUGCGGUCUCCCAUAGCAUUGGAUCUCUCCAAAAACUUCUUCUGAUAAAUUUGACAGACUGCACAGGUCUUCAAAAAAUUCCAAGAAGUAUUUAUAAAUUAAAAUCUCUAGAAACCUUGAUUCUUUCAGGAUGUUCCAAGAUUAACAAAUUGGAGGAGGACAUAGAACAGAUGGAAUCGUUGACAACCUUGAUUGCGGAUAAGACUGCUAUAGCAGAAGUCCCCUUUUCAAUAGUAAGACCAAAAAACAUUGAAUAUAUUUCUAUUUGCGGCUUUGAAGGAUUUUCAAAUGAUGUAUUUCCUUCUAUCAUUCGGUCUUGGAUGUCACCAUCAAACAAUGUGAAGUCCCUAGUUCAAACAUCUGUGUUCAAGGACCUUCCUAAGCUUCAAAGUCUUCUUGUGGAGUGUAACUCUAAAGCACAACUUAGUCGAAAUGUAAAAAAUAUUUUGGAUGUGUUAAAAGCCACAAAUUGUCGUAAAUUGGAUGAAAGCGAAACUAUAUCACAAAACUCUGAUAUGUUUCCUUCUCUUUUAAUUGAUGACUACCUUGGAGAAGUUAGCACAGGGUCAAAGAAUUACUUGAAAUCUUUCUUAAUUCAAAUGGGAACGAAAUACCAAGUCUCCAAUAUUGCCGAAGACGGUGUUCUGCAGACAACAGAUGGGACUUGCGAUUCAUUUUUGCUCCCCUGUGACAAUAUAUCUGAUUGGUUAACCUUUAGUUGCAAAGGUUCUUCUAUAAUAUUUGAUGUCCCAACAAUGAAGGGGAGUGACUUGAAGAGUAUGAUGUUGUUCGUCGUCUAUUACUCUACUCCGGAGAACAUAACAGCAGAAGGUUACCAUGGUGUGUUAAUCAUUAAUCACACAAAGACAACCAUUCAGGCCUAUAAAAGAGAUACACUAACCUCCUUUGAGGAUGAGGAUUGGCAGAACAUAAAAUCAAAUCUAGAACCUGGUAAUGAAGUGGAGGUUGUGCUUGUUUUUGGAGAGGGAUUCAUUGUGGAGAAGACAACAAUAUAUCUCUUAUAUGUUGAAUCAACGAACAAAGAAAUGGAACACUGCAAUGCAGUAGCGGAGGAGGAUGCUAUUGUUUCUGGGCAUGAAGAUACGGAUGUCGGUGUACCUGAUGGCUAUAACCUUGAUGUGCCACUGAGCAACAAUGUCACUGGUCUUGGUCAAUCAACGAACAAAGAAAUGGAACACUGCAAUUCAGUAGAGGAGGAGGAUGCUAUUGUUUCUGGGCAUGAAGAUACGGAUGUCGGUGUACUUGAUGGCUAUAACCUUGAUGUGCCACUGGGCAACAAUGUCACUGGUCUUGGUCAAUCAACGAACAAAGAAAUGGAACACUGCAAUUCAGUAGAGGAGGAGGAUGCUAUUGUUUCUGCGCAUGAAGAUAUGGAUGUCGGUGUACCUGAUGGCUAUAAACUUGAUGUGCCACUGGGAAACAAUGUCACUGGUCUUGGUCAAGAUGAAAAUAUAAGUGAAGAUAAGAACUUGCAUGCAAUGGAUAAGAGUUCUGGUGAUGAUGCCAUGGCAACAAAUAAGAAAUGUGCAUGCUGUUUCUGGUGGCGGUGACAUUGCAGAAGGCAAGAAUGGUACAGUUUCUAGUGAAGACGAAAAUGAUUUAAGCUUCAAAAAUGUGGGUUUAUUAGAGAUAUGGUGGACUCUUCACCAGGCUUCCUUCCCUUGUUCGUGCUGUUAUGAUCUCGCGGACUUUCUGGUUCAGACUGGUUGACAUUCUGAUUUGGAUCACUUGCCGCCAUUUUAAGAAAGGAAGAAGCCCGAACCUUUUUACAAGGCAUACACGAAGAGGUAAAUGGUUAUUGUAUUGCGCACAAAAGCUUAUUACUUACAAGAAGGCCAACAGUAUCAGCCAGAGUGUUAAGCUUGGGAGUAAUUGUAGGCCAACAUGUUAUGAGUCCUAAAAUGAGUAAAUAAUAAGACAGCUCGAUGUGGUAUUUAAGUCAUGAAGCUUUCUCCCACCAAAUGAACAAGUAUUUUGGGGUUUUCCUCUUGGACUUAAUUCAUAAACAAUUGGUCAGUUUCACUGGGAGUUGGGUCAGUGAAAGAGCUAUGUAUGUCCGGGUUUGAUUAAGUGGCAGAGGCAGUGGUCCAUGUACCUGUAGCGGAGGGUCCUGAGGUCGAUUCAGGAGCAUAUCACGGACAAACGAUGGCUUCCUGUAAGUCUCGAGGGGACAUCUUUAAAAUCCACAUUAAUAAGCCUCUUGAUGUCACAUUGUAACAUUAUUAACAAUUAUAUAUACGGCUUGUGUUUUUUACCAAACAAUUUAUUUAUUUUUUUUUUACCAAACAUAUAUGUAACUCU
Molecule: messenger RNA, 6213 nt
Organism: Medicago truncatula (barrel medic)
Lineage: Eukaryota; Viridiplantae; Streptophyta; Magnoliopsida; Fabales; Fabaceae
Product: disease resistance protein RPV1
Exons: 10
Coding region: 1869-5462 (1197 amino acids)
Biological process (GO): signal transduction; defense response
Molecular function (GO): ADP binding
Source: RefSeq, a predicted model, not a curated record